AAGAAGAAGAAAAAGUGACGAAUAUUACAAAUUGGUACCUGGCGUGUUGGAUCAUCAGCGAGUCUCUCUUUCUUUCUCUCAAAACUAUUUUGUAGAUUUGUUUUCCAAAUUUUUCUAUAAGUAACAGCCGGUGAUCGAUUCAAUUCCUCUAAUUCUUGUUCUUCCUCUUUGAAUUAGGAAUAGAAUUCUAGACACAUGAAUGAAAGAAUCACUACAAAAAUCUUCCAUUUAUAUAUUGAGGAUUACCUCUCCUGCAGCAUAGUCAAUGAGAAAAACCUUCGUCAGCAUCUUCAGUGGAUUUUAGCAUAGUUGGCUUUCCAAUCAAGUCCCUUUGUUCAAUCCCUUUUAUGGCUGCCAGCUAUUGUUUACAGAAAGGCGUGCAUACUGUUACACAAUCUUCGCCUUCUCCUACAAUUUCUUGUAUACACAGCAUACCACAUGUUGCAGAAGUUUCACGUAUCACAAGUGCUGAUUCAGCAGGUUCUUCAUCAGAUGGAUUGGCAGCUUCUAAAGUCCUUAAAGAUGUACAUAUAUCAGCACAAUUGAUGGAGGAUUUUCUUGCACUUGCCAGAGACAACACAGACAAAGAUUUGGAGACCUGUGGGGUUCUUGGUGCUUUUCUCAAAGGUGGAACUUUCUACGUAACGACUCUAAUAAUACCCAAACAAGAAUCGACUUCCGAUUCUUGUCUGGCUCUAAAUGAGGAGGAGAUUUUUGCCAUACAAAAUGAACAAUCCCUUUAUCCUGUAGGAUGGAUCCAUACACAUCCUUCUCAAAGAUGUUUCAUGUCAUCAAUUGAUUUGCACACCCAGUUUUCAUAUCAGAUGAUGGUACCCGAGGCGGUUGCCAUUGUCAUGGCUCCCACUGAUAACUCAAGGGCCUAUGGAAUAUUCAGGCUAUCAGACCCCAGUGGGAUGAACAUCUUAAAGGAGUGCAAAGAGACGGGUUAUCAUCCUCAUCGAGAACCGAGCGAUGGGAGUCCCAUAUACGAUCACUGCUCCAAUGUCUAUGUUAAUCCAAAUCUGAGGUUUGAAAUAUGUGACUUGCGUUGAUGAAGCCGUGAUCUGCAGAAACUCUGUUGGUUAUAUAUGCAUUGUCAAGUAUGUUAAUGUUUAUGGUUGAACUAGCAUGAAACUGCGAGAAGACUUGGAAGGUGUAAUGUUUUUUUUUCUUCACAGGUGUAUUUCAGUAGUGAAUCAUCUACCCUAAGUAUAUGUUCUCAAAAUAAACACUCUGUAUGUUCUCAAAAUGAACACUAUAUGGUUGAAAAGGGUGAAGUAAUAGAGACCUGUUUAUUUGUAGUCGGAUCUCAAUGUGAUGUUUAUUCUGUCA
Messenger RNA from Camellia sinensis, 1332 nucleotides. RefSeq names its product associated molecule with the SH3 domain of STAM 2 (gene AMSH2). Gene Ontology annotation, biological process: protein K63-linked deubiquitination. The record is from RefSeq and is a predicted model, not a curated record. Gene Ontology annotation, molecular function: K63-linked deubiquitinase activity; metal-dependent deubiquitinase activity; protein binding. NCBI's taxonomy places the organism in Eukaryota, Viridiplantae, Streptophyta, Magnoliopsida, Ericales, Theaceae. Gene Ontology annotation, cellular component: membrane; endosome.